AAAGGCAAUCGACGCUUCUCCGUCACCUCGAGAACAAUUUAACAGAAGUAGCCGUAGACGAGAACAUUAGAAGUGGUACCUAGUCGCACGUUUUGUGUCGGAGAAUACGAUGGUUCUUCAUUAACGUGUUCGAUUAAUCACAGUAUAAUUAAUAUUAUUGAUAUCUUGUUCAGUUCCUUUUGCGUUUUUAAUGUUGAGUUGAUGUGUACCAUAAAAAUUAUAUGAAAUUGUGAAUAUUUGCCAGCUAUAGUCGUAGGGUUAGGUACAAUGAAGGCCCGGAGAACAAUUGCGAUCAUAAGCCUUCUGGGUACGAUUUCUCAAGCAGCAGAAUUACUUAAAGUGCCUCGAAUAUAUAACGCAAUAAUCACAUCGGAUAAAGAACUACUACCAAGUCAAGCAUUUCCAGCUUUAUCACCGGUUCUUCAGAGUAUUCAUUUUCCACACUUUGCAAACACAUUAUAUCAUCAACCAAUUAGCAACGUACCACUUAUGACUCAAAAUUCACCUAAACAAUACAACAGACCUAUCGAUCAAUUAUCUUACGAAACAUAUGCAAAAGAUACACCCGGACUAGGUCUACCUUGGAAAAAAGAUAAUCCUCCAAACGACUCAAUUUUGCCUAAAAAAUCAACUCCGGUAUUAUUCAGACCAAAUUUGAACCCCAAAAGUAACCCUACAAAUAAAGAAAGUAUACCGAAUAUUAUACCCAACAGUAAUUUCAGAAGCAACGCGGCGAAUACUAAAAACCCACUUUAUCCUCGCUACAACGAAGAGAUUGGUCAAAUAUUCAACGUCGCGAAUUAUGAAAACAAAAAAGUAUACGCGGCUUCCAGUCCAACGUCACUUUCCCCUACUACUCAAAAAGUUUAUUUAGAUGGUAACCCUUCGAAUUUAUUUUCUACACCGCGACAAGUUAAUUCGCGAGCUCAAUCUCGACCUAACAACGAUCAAUUUUCAAAUCCUCGAUCCUCAGAUAAGAAUCAAAAUCAGCCAGAAUUUGCUGAUUUGUCGUCUCAAUUCAAUCUGCAGAAUCAGUUUCAAUACUUCAAAAACAAUGCACCUAAAGAUAAAAGCAUAGCUGAUGUUCCUCCUCCACCUUUGCCCGUUGGAAGACAAGGUGCUCAAAGAAGUAAUGAAAAUGCUCCUGUGAAUCCUUUACAAUUGGCAAUUGGCAUUUAAUCUUAUGAUAAAGUGAAAAUUUUUAAUGCAUACUUAUCUAGUUGAGGAUAUAUUAGGUAGGUAGUUAGGUACCAAUGCAACAUGUUAUGCAAGUAAGUAUCCAGUUUUGUAGCAAGUGCGCACAUCUAGUAUGAUUAUUGAUUAUGUUCGUAAAUAAGUGCCCAUGCUACCAGCAUAGCCUACCUUAAUACCGGCUAUAGAUAAUUAAAGGCGAAAAUACUCAAUUUUGACCAAUUGUUACUUCCAUCUACAUUAUAAUUACAUUACUAUAUGUAUUUGAUGAAAAAAUAAUUUGCAUGAUUUUGUUAAUUUUGUUACAUAGCAUUUACUUUUAAUUACGUUAGACGCCUGACAAAUCUUCUAAAUAAAAUUAAAAGUAUA
Messenger RNA from Planococcus citri (citrus mealybug), 1560 nucleotides. RefSeq lists its product as uncharacterized. The transcript is spliced from 2 exons. The record is from RefSeq and is a predicted model, not a curated record. Bases 268 to 1179 code for a protein of 303 amino acids. Lineage: Eukaryota; Metazoa; Arthropoda; Insecta; Hemiptera; Pseudococcidae.